GUGUUUGGAUCGGAAAUGGAGACGAGAAUGAAGAAAUAUAGACAAAUGAGUCCAGAGAGAGCUAAAGUUUGGACUGAGAAAUCUCCCAAGUACCAUCAGCAUAACCGGAAAGUUCCGGUUGUUUAUUAUCUCUGUAGAAAUCGCCAGCUCGAGCAUCCUCAUUUCAUUGAAGUUCCUCUCUCUUCUCCUGACGGACUGUAUUUGAGAGAUGUGAUUGAGAAGCUUAAUAAUCUUAGAGGCAGAGGAAUGGCAUCUUUGCUUUCUUGGUCUUGCAAGAGAAGCUAUAGGAAUGGAUUUGUAUGGCAUGACCUUUCUGAAGAUGAUUUAAUACUUCCUGCACAUGGAACUGAAUACGUUCUCAAGGGCUCCGAACUAUUUGAAGAAUCUAACUCAGAUCGCAUUAGUCCAGUUGGGAAUAGCAGUAGAUUGCAAAAUCUGAAGCAAUUACCUGAACCACCAUCUUCUUCUAGAAGCCAAGAUGAUUCUUCAUCCUCUUCCAGUAUGAAUGGGAAGAUAACAAAAAAUUCUCAGGAUGAUGAACUCUCAUCUCCGGUUAACCGUCCAACUCAUGGCUCUGCUGGCGCAUCACCGGAGUCUAGAUAUGGAAAGAAUUCUUCCUUGGGUUGUUCACUUAGUUUGACUGAGUAUAAGGUUUGUAAAAGUGAUGGACUAGCGGAUGCUUCGACACAGACCGAGGAAAACACAGACAGACCUAAGACAAGGGUAACUUGUACAAGGGGUGUUUCAACUGAUGUUGGGUCGUUAGAACCCGGAGGCAAUGAGAAUUUCCAGAACCAUGUCCCUAACCCUCGUGUGAAAGAUAAUUCAGAGAUAUGCAGGAAUUCAGUUUCUCCACCGUCCACAUCUAGUGCAUCAUCUACCGGGGGAAAAACUGAAACAUUGGAAUCUCUAAUCCGAGCAGAUGCAAGUAAAAUCAGUAGUUUUAGGAUCCUUGAAGAGGAAGAAUUCCGAAUGCCAAGCAAUGCUAGGCUCAAGGGUACAAGUAUGUUGAUGCAGUUGAUCUCGUGUGGGUCAUUAUCCGUGAAAAACCAUAGUUUUGGAUUUGUUCCAACCUACAGGCCUAGGUUUUCUCAUUCAAAAUUUUCAUCACCAUUGUUCUCUACUUCAAUCAUGUUGGGAGAGCUUGACUGCUUAUCAGAGAAUCCAAGGUUGAUGGGCCUGAGAUUGGAAGAUAAAGAAUAUUUCAGUGGUAGUUUGGUUGAGACAAAAAUGCUCAAGCAAGAAAGACAUACCACUCUGAAACGAUCUUCUUCUUAUAGUGAUGAUCGGACAUGUAAGGAGCUGGAAUCAGCUGAAGACAAAGAAGAGACAAAUUCAGGACACACAAAAUGCAUCCCCUGCUCUAUCAAAGCUUCACUAAGCAAGCAACCAAGGAGCGAGUCGAUGAGAUCUCCUAUUUCUGAUAAACCAAGAAACUCCUCUGACGGGAUCGACAACCCGCGCUCUGUAUCGAGUAACACAUCUGCUGUUAGCAGUAGAAGAAUGACUGAGCCUGUUGUUAAUCACAAGCAAUCAAAUAGGUUGGAUUCAUUCAGAGAAGAGCAGCAGGUGAUAAAAAUUGAAGAAAGGCUUGCUUCAGGCGCUCGGGUUAUAAUCCAAUCCAAGGCGCCUUGUGAUACCGUUGUUGGUUGCUCAUAGGGGAGCAGCAUGUUAAAGGUA
This is a messenger RNA of Hibiscus syriacus, 1680 nucleotides long. Its product is annotated as protein UPSTREAM OF FLC-like. The transcript has 6 exons. Bases 16 to 1659 code for a protein of 547 amino acids. The record is from RefSeq and is a predicted model, not a curated record. Lineage: Eukaryota; Viridiplantae; Streptophyta; Magnoliopsida; Malvales; Malvaceae.